AUCUCACACCAAUUCGUGUUGAAUCUAUAUUCGAACUUGAUUGCAUUACAAUUCACCCUAAGCUCCACGGAACUCGACUUCAGCUUCCUAAAACAAUUAAUAUCGGAUAACUAGACAGCUAAGAUGUCAGGAAAGAAUGAGCAAGGAUUUAUUGACGUCAAGCAAAAGAAUGUUCUCAACGCGCCACUGCACAAGCACUCCUCAGAAAGAAAUGGCUCAUCUUCCCUACCCUCCUCCAUCCACGCAGGAAUGUGCGACAGCAGCAAUCCCGUCGCCGCGAUCCUAACAAACGCUUUCCUUGACUUCUCCUCCUCCAACGGAACAGACCUGCGAAAAGCCGGCGUAGGCCCCGGCCAACGCUUCUGCCUCGAAGCUUCCAUGUGGAAAAAUGCAGCGGAAAAGGGAAUCAGAGAGGUUCCCAAGGUCAAGCUGGAAUCUACACACAUCAAGGCAUUGAAUAGCGUGGGAUUGGAUGUACUCAAGAAGUGGGCUGCGGAACCUGAGGCUGAGUCUGCUCAAGACAAAGUGGUGAAGCCAGGAGAGGGAAGGGAGAGAUGGGCGCAGGAGAGUAAGGAUAUUGGGGCCAAGGAUCCGAGGUCCUGAAGGUAAGUUGGGCGAUACAGGAACAGUGAAAGCAAGACAUACCUGGAAUAAUUCAAUUAUGCGUUCAAGUUUUUUCAGAAGCUGCAGUCUUAGGUAAUGUUUGCAAAACGUCUAGUCUCAGCAGCUCGGGUUUCACCAGAGAGCAAUUGAUUGCGUUGUGAGUUCUUAUCGAAUAUAGAAACUUUUGAUAUUUCAUACUAGAUCAUUACAACAAUCUUCCCU
Messenger RNA from Bipolaris sorokiniana ND90Pr, 825 nucleotides. RefSeq lists its product as uncharacterized. The record is from RefSeq and is a predicted model, not a curated record. Lineage: Eukaryota; Fungi; Ascomycota; Dothideomycetes; Pleosporales; Pleosporaceae. The coding region runs from base 124 to 603 and encodes 159 amino acids. The transcript is spliced from 2 exons.